This is a messenger RNA of Hyposmocoma kahamanoa, 1052 nucleotides long. RefSeq names its product collagenase-like. The record is from RefSeq and is a predicted model, not a curated record. Gene Ontology annotation, molecular function: serine-type endopeptidase activity. NCBI's taxonomy places the organism in Eukaryota, Metazoa, Arthropoda, Insecta, Lepidoptera, Cosmopterigidae. The transcript is spliced from 8 exons. Bases 11 to 1018 code for a protein of 335 amino acids. Gene Ontology annotation, biological process: proteolysis.
GUACCCGUCUAUGGCAAUGGCACUUCUUGGUAUCUUCAUUAUCACAGCCCUUGUGGCUUCUACGAUCUCGGCCGAAGACGUGGCAACUUUUCCUGAAGUUAUCCGAGAGAGAUCAGCGUCAAGGAUCGUAUCAGGAUGGGAGGCGAAGGAAGGCCAAUUCCCCUACCAGAUGUUGCUGCGUAUGGUAAAUAACAUAGGCACUGUGAACUCCUGUGGCGCUACUAUCAUUCACGCUGAAUGGGGGCUUACCGCCGCUCAUUGCACUGCUGGGAGACACACGUUCCUUCUUCGCGCUGGAGGGAUAAAUGUGACCCGCCCCGAGAUUAUGUUCGAGACAAGGGAGUUCUACAACCACCCUCUCUACAAUAACAAUUUACCCGGCGUUGUACAGCCUAACGAUGUCGGUCUACUCAAGUUUGGAAGAGUCCUUACUUUCAGUGACCGUGUUCAACCCGUUCGUCUUCAGGCAUCGAGGGACAUGAACCGCAACUACGACGGCGUCAGACUGUUGGCUACGGGAUGGGGACGUGUAUGGACUGAUGCGGGAACCCCGGAAAUCAUGAAUUGGGUGUACCUGAGAGGAACAACGAACGAGUUCUGCAGACAGCAAUACGGGGGGAGCUCCAUCAUUGCGGAUUCUACCAUCUGCGGUCGCUACUACAAUGUCACCAGUCAGUCAGUCUGCCACGGCGACAGCGGUGGUGGACUAACCGUUGUUGAUGAUGAUGGAGAGAUUUCCCAAGUCGGUAUCUCAUCAUUCGUGAGCAGCCAAGGAUGCCACGUCAUUAUCCCUGCUGGUUUUGCUCGACCUGGACACUACCACUCUUGGUACACAGAGGUAACAGGCAUCAACUUUGACUGGGAACUUGAGGACGGAAGUGGUUCCGAAGAAAAUGGAAUUGGUUCCGAUGAGGUUGAUAGUGCACAGGAUGAGGAUGAAAACAGUGCACUCGAAGAUAAGAGCAGUAGCGAAGAAGAAGAAAACUUUUUUAAGCUCCUUGUCCACGGCUUGUGGUAAAAUUCUUCAUGAACAUUAGAAAUUAAAAAAAUAU